CUCGAUGUUUCCUCUGCCCACUCUUCACUUUUCACUUUUCACUUUUUUUCUCCACUAAUCACUCCCUCUUCUUUCUUUGUAAAUACACAAAAAGAUGGCCACGCUCGACUCGGCCAUCCGCCUGUGCUUUGUAACAGGAAUCCUCCUACUGGUCGUUUUGCUGGGAUUACUUGCCGUGCGAAUGCUCACGCUGGGCUCGCAAACGCACCAACAAAGCAACCGCUCGCGCAUCCAAGCCAGCACAACCCCAGAUACCAGCGCACACCCUGCCUACUACAUCGGCUUUUUCCACCCGUUUCCGAACGCUGGCGGCGGCGGUGAGCGCGUCCUCUGGACAAUGAUCCAGGCGCUCCAAACCAAAUACCCAUUCCUGGUCAGCAUAAUCUACUCUGGCGACCAAAUACCCCUGGGUGAGUUGCUCGCCAAUGUGCGCGAGAAAUUCGGCCUCGAGAUCCGCCCAGAAACCAUAUAUGUAGUGGAGCUGCGCAGCUGCUGGUGGGUGGUGCACCGCUUCCGAAGGCUGACGCUUUUGCUGCAGAGCCUCGGAUCAGUUGUUUUGGCCAGCGAGGCCCUGCAUGGGUUCUGCCCGGAUGUUUUUGUCGACACUGUUGGUUACGCCUUUGCGUAUCCGCUCGUGCGCCUGGUCGGCAGCGGCAGCAUCCCGGUGGUCGCUUACACACACUACCCGACUAUCAGCAGCGACAUGCAGACGCUCGUGGCAUCGCGCGAAGCCGGCAUUGCCAACGACCCUACAGUGGCCGCCAGCCUAUUGCUCACCCAGCUCAAGCGCCUCUACUACACCCUGUUCGCCCAUAUGUACGCCUUCGCCGGCUCAUUUGCUGCCACAAUAAUGACGAACUCAUCAUGGACGCACGCGCAUAUUAUUGCGCUGUUUGGGAACCCGAGAAUGACUCGGAUUGUGUACCCGCCAUGCGACACCGCGAACCUCGCUGGGUUUGCGCUCAGCCCCAGGGUGCCUGCAGUGGUGUCGCUGGCGCAGUUCCGCCCGGAGAAAAACCACGAGGUACAGGUGCGCGCCUUCGCCAGGCUACUCGCCGACUGCCCGCAGAUGGCUGCCCCGAAACACUGGAUGAUGCCUGCGGACAACGACAACCUGGACUUCCCUGUGCUAGUGAUGAUCGGCGGCGCACGCAAUCUCGCAGACGAGGCGCGCGCCGAGACCCUGCGGCAGCUGGCCGACUCGCUGGGCGUCGGCCGCCAGGUCAAAGUCGUUGUGAACGCACCCUGGGACAACGUCCUGCAGUGGCUGCGCCGCGGCUCCGUUGGCCUGCAUACGAUGCGCGACGAGCACUUCGGCAUCAAUAUUGUGGAGAUGAUGGCUGCUGGGCUGCUGACUAUUGCGCAUGAUUCGGCUGGGCCAAAGAUGGACAUUGUCACGCCGGCUAUUCGCUGCCAGGAUACCGGCGCUCCCCCGCUGCUCCCUGAUGUGGAGCAGCAGGAGCGGUGCUUGAGAGAGGGCGGAGGCAGUGGGUUUCCGGUGGGCAUGGUUGCGCGCUCUGUGGAUGAGUUUGCUAUGAUGAUGCGCGUGGCCUUGACGGCCUCGGAUACUCUACGGGAGGCCAUGCAGUGUGCUGCAAGGGCCUCGGUCACCGCAAAGUUCUCUGAAGACGCUUUCCGCACGGCAUUCUACCGCCGCUUCGACCCCGUGCUCAAAUGGCUAGACAUCCAGCAGUUGGACUCCGAAUGAUUCGUACGAACAAAAACAAAAUAAAAUAAAAUAGUAGGAUCCAAUUACUUUUCUGUACUUUAAU
Molecule: messenger RNA, 1772 nt
Organism: Kickxella alabastrina
Lineage: Eukaryota; Fungi; Kickxellomycota; Kickxellomycetes; Kickxellales; Kickxellaceae
Exons: 1
Coding region: 95-1708 (537 amino acids)
Biological process (GO): protein N-linked glycosylation
Cellular component (GO): endoplasmic reticulum membrane
Molecular function (GO): GDP-Man:Man(3)GlcNAc(2)-PP-Dol alpha-1,2-mannosyltransferase activity
Source: RefSeq, a predicted model, not a curated record